AUGGAUUCAGGGAGGCAGGUGUUCACCGUGGAUCUUCUAGAAAGAUAUGCUGCCAAGGGGCGCGGAGUUAUCACCUGUAUGGCUGCCGGAAACGACGUCAUUUUAUUGGGAACCAGUAAAGGUUGGAUCAUUCGACACGAUUUUGGCCUCGGCGAUUCAUAUGAUAUUGAUCUCUCGGCGGGUCGUCCUGGGGAGCAAUCCAUCCAUAGAGUUUUUGUUGAUCCUGGAGGGAGCCACUGUAUUGCCACUGUUGUUGGUAGUGGGGGUGCUGAUACGUUCUAUACUCAUGCAAAAUGGACCAAGCCUCGUAUUUUAACCAAGCUCAAGGGUCUUGUUGUAAAUGCCGUCGCCUGGAACAGACAACAGAUAACAGAAGCUUCGACAAAGGAAGUCAUUCUCGGUACAGACAAUGGCCAACUUCAUGAAAUGGCUGUGGAUGAGAAGGAUAAGAAGGAGAAAUACGUGAAGUUUCUUUUUGAACUAUUAGAACUUCCAGAGGCCUUUAUGAGUUUGCAGAUGGAAACUGGGACCAUUCUCAAUGGAACUAGAUACUAUAUAAUGGCUGUAACUCCUACACGACUCUAUUCUUUUACUGGUAUUGGAUCGCUGGAAACCGUUUUUGCUAGUUACUUGGAUCAUGUGGUGCAUUUCAUGGAACUUCCUGGUGAAAUACCUAACAGUGAACUGCAUUUCUAUAUCAAGCAAAGGAGAGCGGUACAUUUUGCAUGGCUUUCUGGUGCUGGUAUCUAUCAUGGUGGUUUAAAUUUUGGGGCACAACAUAGUUCUCCUAAUGGAGAUGAAAAUUUUGUGGAGAACAAGGCUCUUUUGAACUAUUCAAGUUUGAGUGAGGGUGCUGAAUUGGUGAAACCCAGUUCUAUGACAGUUUCAGAAUUUCAUUUCUUGCUUCUUAUCGGGAAUAAGGUUAAGGUUGUAAACAGAAUAAGUGAGCAAAUUAUUGAGGAACUUCAGUUUGAUCAAACACCCGAGUCAGUUUCAAGGGGUGUCAUUGGAUUGUGCAGUGAUGCCACUGCUGGGUUGUUCUAUGCAUAUGAUCAAAACUCUGUAUUUCAGGUGUCUGUUAAUGAUGAAGGCCGAGACAUGUGGAAAGUCUACCUGGACAUGAAAGAGUAUGCUGCUGCUCUGGCAAAUUGUCGUGACCCACUUCAACGGGACCAAGUAUAUUUGGUGCAGGCUGAAGCUGCACUUGCCUCCAAGGAUUAUCUUAGAGCAGCAUCUUUCUAUGCAAAGAUUAAUUAUAUAUUAUCAUUCGAGGAGAUCACUCUGAAGUUCAUCACUGUAAAUGAACAGGAUGCUUUGAGGACCUUUCUAUUGCGGAAACUUGAUAGCCUUGCGAAGGAUGACAAAUGCCAAAUAACAAUGAUUUCAACAUGGGCAACUGAAUUGUACUUGGAUAAGAUAAAUCGGCUACUAUUGGAAGAUGACACUGCGUUAGAUAAUCGUAAUUCAGAGUAUCACUUGAUCAUGAAAGAAUUUCGUGCAUUUCUUAGUGACUGCAAGGAUGUAUUGGAUGAGGCAACUACCAUGAGACUUUUAGAAAGUUAUGGUCGAGUUGAAGAGUUGGUGUUUUUCGCUAGUCUGAAGGAACUGCAUGAAAUUGUAGUUCACCAUUAUAUUCAGCAAGGGGAGGCAAAGAAAGCAUUGGAGGUGCUUCAAAAACCUUCUGUCCCUAUAGAUCUUCAGUACAAGUUUGCCCCGGACCUCAUCAUGCUAGAUGCAUAUGAAGCUGUAGAGUCAUGGAUGGCAACAAACAACCUCAACCCAAGAAAACUCAUUCCUGCAAUGAUGCGUUAUUCAAGUGAACCACAUGCAAGAAAUGAAACACACGAAGUCAUCAAAUAUUUGGAAUACUGUGUUCAUCGUUUGCAUAACGAGGAUCCUGGAGUUCACAACUUGCUAUUAUCGCUAUAUGCCAAGCAGGAAGAUGACAGUGCACUUUUACGUUUCCUACAAUUCAAGUUUGGAAAAGGACGGGAAAAUGGCCCAGAGUUCUUCUAUGAUCCCAAGUAUGCUUUACGCCUUUGCCUCAAGGAAAAGCGAAUGCGUGCCUGUGUUCAUAUAUACAGUAUGAUGUCCAUGCAUGAAGAAGCAGUUGCUCUUGCCCUACAGGUUGAUCCUGAGCUUGCUAUGGCUGAAGCUGACAAGGUUGAAGACGAUGAGGACUUGAGAAAGAAGCUUUGGCUCAUGGUUGCGAAGCAUGUUAUAGAACAGGAAAAGGGAGCUAAAAGGGAGAACAUACGAAAGGCAAUAGCAUUUCUUAAAGAAACUGAUGGCCUUUUAAAGAUAGAGGAUAUAUUACCAUUCUUUCCAGAUUUUGCCCUGAUUGAUGACUUCAAGGAGGCAAUUUGCUCAUCAUUAGAGGAUUACAACAAUCAAAUCGAACUACUGAAGCAGGAGAUGAAUGAUGCGACACAUGGUGCAGAUAACAUUAGAAACGACAUUAGUGCACUGGCUCAGAGAUAUGCUGUGAUUGAUCGUGAUGAAGAAUGUGGGGUUUGUCAGCGUAAGAUUUUAACUGUGCGUAGGGAGUAUCAGUUGGCUAGGGGCUAUACAUCAGUAGGCCAAAUGGCCCCAUUUUAUGUCUUUCCAUGUGGACAUGCCUUCCAUGCGGAAUGCCUGAUUGCCCAUGUCACACGUAGUACAAAUGAAUCUCAAGCAGAGUAUAUACUGGAUCUGCAGAAGCAGCUUACUCUACUUGACGGGGAAGCUAGGAAGGAUGCAAAUGGUAGCCUAACUGAGGAAACGAUAACAAGCAUGGCGCCUGUAGAUAAGCUCCGAUCACAGUUGGAUGAUGCCGUCGCCAGCGAAUGCCCAUUUUGUGGGGACUUAAUGAUCCGUGAGAUCUCUCUGCCUUUCAUCCUGCCAGAGGAGCAACAGCAGAAUAAUUCAUGGGAGAUAAAUUCACGUAAUCUUGGAAACCAGAGGAGCCUGUCUUUAAGUUUAUGA
This is a messenger RNA of Prunus armeniaca (apricot), 2964 nucleotides long. Lineage: Eukaryota; Viridiplantae; Streptophyta; Magnoliopsida; Rosales; Rosaceae. The record is from the annotation of a GenBank genome assembly.